GUCGUAAUCAAAUGAGAGCAAGCGUAUGGACCUAUUUCACGCCGGUGCAUCCCUCAGCACACCACGGCCAACUCUGUCUCCUACCACCACUACCUCCUUUUCAACUCAUGGAUACUUCAGGGAAUAAGGGAGAGCCAUCUGGAUCCUAUAGCCAGGGAUUCAACUUUUCCACACCAUCUGUCCAGAAUCACAUAUACGAGCUCGCUAGGACACUGCCUCCUCCACGGAAACAAAAUACCGCGUGCGAUGCAUGCAGAACUCGGAAAGUAAAGUGCAACCAGAUUGCUGGUUCAGAAAAGGGCGCGUACAGCAUUGCUUGGCCAAGAAUUACCCCUGCACACAUCACAUUCAACAAGCUACCUCUGAGAAGAAACGUAGCGCGACUCAAAAACGUGUCCGCACUCAGAGUACUCAGAGUACUCCGGGGUAAAUAUUCCCUUUAUCUCUCAGCCAAUUACCAAUUCGUAAUCUCGUUCAGGUCAUCUUCUGUCGGCCCAAUUCGCAGCGAUAAUGCACCUCGUCCACUUCCCUAUCCUAUAGCAACUCAGUUACCACCGGCACCAACACAACCUCAACCGUCUCGAGUCGGGGCUCAGACAUCAACAAAGGACCUUCUUGCUUAUCUCUUUUCCCCACCGGAUCCGAGGUCGAAUUCCACGGGAUCCAAUCCGUAUGCGGAAUGGGGCGAGAUGGCCUAUCAACUUGACGGGGAGAAUUGGAGAAACGAAUUUGCUCUGGACCUCAUUGAGGUCUUCUUCCAAAUUGUUCAUUUGCGGUUACCCCUAUUGAACCCCGCACAAUUCCGCGUCCGUUUUCAGGCCAGUCUCCGUUCUUCUACACCACCUCCGAGUACUCCUACGAUAGACCUCAAGGUUCGAAGGAGUAACUCUCCACAAACCCAUUCUCAAAGCGGAAGCAAUCACAAUAGUCCCAAAAGUGCACACCUACUUCCACACUCGGACUGCCAACCAAUUGAUAAUGCACUUGUGGCAACUGUCAUUGCAUGGGGAGCGAAAUUCUCAGAGCACCCACUCCUCUUGGCCGACAGGAACCGCAAUGGUGGCCAGAGCCUCUUGGGCAAGACCCUUAUUGAUCGAACUCGCUCCUUGGCGGAGGAUCUGAAAGUUCACAGAGUGCCAACUGCGGACCACGUCGUCACAGCACUUCUGAUCGAACCGCUUCAAAGCCAGAACCCUGAAGAGACACAAGGGUACCAUGGAUUUUGGCUCACGUCGGCUAUUCGAUUGCUACUUGAUCUUGGGAUUAACCGAAAAUCUGUCACCACGAGUAUCGAGGAUUACGAUAUACAAGGUACUAUGGUGUUCGCAUGGUGGAUGGCCUGUCUGGCCGAUGCCUAUCGUAGCGUCUACUACAGACGUAAGCCGUUACUUGAUGAUGAUGAUUAUGACAUCGACUUCUAUACCGCGGAGAAGACGAUGCCGGCCGAGCACAUUAAUACUGAUACCUCGCAAGUCUCUCCGCGGGAGCAACUUCAGUUCUUGGGAUAUUACCGUGCUGCACAUGCACUCGCAAGGAUUUGCCGCCAGAUGUCAAGACAUCUAUGGAGACCAGCGACAGAAUCGGAUGGUGUACCGCUAAGCACCGUAUGGGGAUUCAUGAACUCGUUGAAUCAGUGGAAGGAUGAGUAUUAUGCCAAAGUUGGCGUGCCACCUAACUUCCCGUCAAAUUGGGAUUUCAUUAGCUGUGUCACUGCCUGCGCCAGCGAUGUCACGUAUCAUAUUCAGUGGAUCGUUCUCUUCUCCGCUGUAGACGAUUACGGUAUCCAGGAACAGAACGACUUAGUACGGACGGCCGAUUCUGGGGAUGCGAAUACUGCAAAACACGCUGAGAUUGAGGCUAUCAAGAAGAAACUGUACGACGACACCCUCUAUAGUGCUUGUCGUAUCGCUGGCCUUGCGGGUGUUCUGACCUCGCAUGGGUACAUGCGACUAGAUUCGGCCGUCAUGCAUGUCAGUUGCAUUCAUGCCGGAUUCUUCCUCGCGAAACUCGGUCGCCCAGAAGUUCAAAACUGUAUCGCAGCGUUGCAACAAUACAGUCAUGCAUAUGAAGAAAUGACUGAGCGUGCUGCAGAUAUCAAACGGGUUUACGAUGCUGCUGUCAGCGGGGAAUUCGAUUUCACUCAUAUGGCUUCGGUCGUACCGAGAUCUGGGUUUCAUACAGACUCCAUGAUGGGCGGCCACCAUGAUCAUCAUCAUGCGUCCCAUUUGCCGCAUUCACCGCUGCAUCAUCAAUCAGUUAGUCCGCAGUUACAGUUCGGUAUUCCCGGGGUUCAACAGGCCUUUUACGACCAACCUGGGCAGUACCAAGUCUGAUGUGCUUUAGAUCCUGUCCUUGGCUUCUUGGCGGUGCUACUUCGUGUUUUGGAGUUCCUUUUUUCUUCUUUUGAUCAUUUGGAGCGGACUUUGUUGUACUCUUCUAUAGGGCUGGAGCCUUCUGAGUGAGAUGUGAGAUAGACUUUCUCUCUAGCUAGCUUCGUAGAACGUUUUGCAUCCCCUGAUAUUUAAGUUUUGCUUUGUUGUUUCUUGUAGGCUUCGUCUGUGCUUCUGUACCAUUCAGAUAAGUAGUAUGACCGUCGUAAUGCGCGCGACUGAGACAAUGCGGCGCGCCCGAUAAAUUCCACACUAGUUCGAGGGU
Molecule: messenger RNA, 2655 nt
Organism: Somion occarium
Lineage: Eukaryota; Fungi; Basidiomycota; Agaricomycetes; Polyporales; Cerrenaceae
Source: the annotation of a GenBank genome assembly